Messenger RNA from Dendroctonus ponderosae (mountain pine beetle), 2929 nucleotides. RefSeq names its product WAS/WASL-interacting protein family member 2. The transcript is spliced from 7 exons. The coding region runs from base 1026 to 2231 and encodes 401 amino acids. The record is from RefSeq and is a predicted model, not a curated record. Lineage: Eukaryota; Metazoa; Arthropoda; Insecta; Coleoptera; Curculionidae. Gene Ontology annotation, molecular function: actin binding.
CUGAUAAUGGGAUUAGKGGCUUUGUAGCUUUGGCCGACGGACUGGACUGGAUGGCGGAUGCGCCACCGURGGAACUGGGCCGRGCAGUGAUGRCUUUUUCGUCUGGAUUAGGAGCACAGAACAUUCCCCCCAGGGGGGAUAUUUUGUGAUUAGGRGUWGGAGGACGAAUUGAGAUUAAUUGCCCAAUGGGGCUGGCGCCAGUGGCCUGCACUUGGGGCUGCAACUAAGCACUUUUUUGUCGGCAAAACUAAGCGAGCCAAUUUCAAUUUUGCCCAAAAAAUCACCUAAACUCUAACGCGCUAAAACAACCAAAAUCUGGCGAUUUUGACCCAAGCCGUCAUCCUCAGGCAUUUUUCGUGCAACCAUAAUUCGUCGCCCGUGAUGUUCAUCUCUCGGUGAACUCGCGCCGUCCUUGUCCCACCCGUUGUGGACGACCGUGACUGGAGAGUCUGGCCCCAAAAUAGCCCCCGACGCCCUGGCUCGUGCCUCGCCAUUCAGACUCUUGACGGGGGUCUGAAAUGGGGCCCGAAAUAGGCAGCCCCCCGGCCACAAGGCUGUCUAUUUCCAGCCACUGCAGUGGCUGUUGCGCGAUUGUCUAAUUUCGCCUGCAAAGUGCGACUUUUCUCGUAGCACCAAACGGGUUAGGAGGGCUUGAUGGGGCUUUUCCAGGCUCAAUCGGUCGAGCUGGGGCACUGGUUGACCGACUGCGGCUAAAAGUGUUUAGGUGCUUAGGGCCUUCAAGCAGGAGAUAACGGGGCAACAAACCGCCAGUUAAUCGCGAAGCCAGGCCGCGGCGCGGCGCUGGCAACGCCGCAGCCCCAUUCAAUGUCGGCCAUGUUGUGCCUGCACUUUGACAAAAGCAGCAACUCCAGUGUGGAAGGUUGAGCAAAAUUGAGGCAAAACCGCCCGAAAUCCCCGCACGGAACCCGCCGCCACCAUGGGGAGCAGGCCAGUGACGUAAAGCAGCCGCCGCCACCGCCCACCGACCCCCCUGUUGCUCGUCCCCAGCAUUGAUCGUUGAGACCAUGCCAGGCCCGCCGCCGCCACCGCCGCCAGGCCCGCCGCCCUUCCUAGGGGGCGGCAGCGCCCCCGACGGGCGGGGCGCCCUCCUGCAGAGCAUCCGACAAGGGGCGAAGCUCAAGAAGACCGUCACUGUGGACAAAAGCGCCCCAGCCAUCCCCAGCAACAACAGCAGCGCCCCGCGCAACGGACUCUCCAGCAGCCCCAUGCCGAACGGCAUCCCCCUGGGGGGGCUAUUCGCGGGCGGCAUGCCCAAGCUCAAGGCCACAGGGCUGAGGGGCCCCAGUCCGGCGGGGCUGGGCAGCCCCAGCCCGGCGCGUGCAGCGAACAGCGUGCAGGACCAGUUGAAGCGGCAGCUGCACAACCCGAGCGACACUAAGACGCGGGGGCCCCCGCCGCCCGCCCCAGUGCGUCAUAUAUCGGCGGAUGAGGGGCGCCCAGCCAAACCCCUGGCUGUUCGCUUGAACGGGGCGCAGCCCAACCAGUCGUCGCUGCACGCGACUGCGGCCAAACUGCACCGGAAGUCCAAAAGCAACGCCAAUCUGUGCGCCCUGGAUGCGCCCGAUACCGGCAACGCGCUCAGCAAGCCGGCCAUCAGCCACGGGAAGCCCCACUUGGCGCCCAAGCCGCCCCUUCUGAACGGCAAGCCGGCGCCGCCCAGCAAACUGAGCCUCAAAAUCAGCCGGGCGCAGAGCAUGCGGGCGCCCCGGUCGCCCUCGCCCCAAAGUCCGCCCGCCCUCGAUGUGGGCAGCAAGUUUGGCACGGUGCGCAACAUGAGCUCGCUGCUGGGGCAGUCGCUGAACAGCUUGAGCGCGAGCCCGCGGCCGCGCCCUGCCCUGGCCGGCCGCCCGUCGGUGCCGCCGCCCUCAGUGCCGCCGCCGCCCACUCCCAAGGCUGCGCCCGUCAAGCCUCCGAGUCACGCGCCUCCGCCGCCGCCCGCCCAUGCGCCGCCGCCGCCUCCCCACAAGACUCUUUCGCAGCCCAGUCGCCCGCCCCCAGCCGUGCCGGGAAACAAUGCGAACCCGCCGCCGCCGCCCCCGCGGCACUCUUCCAUGCGGGACGUGCAACACCAGCAGACGGCGCGCCGGUUGGCUGCCGAUUUGGAGGAGAAGUUCCGCAGCGCCUUCGCUGCGCCCGAGCGCUUCCCCCGGCCGCCGCCCUAUCGGAACGUUGUCAAGUCGUACUCGAACAAACAAGAGUCCUCCUGCUAGGACUGCAUGCACUUUCGUCCGGCUCGCCCGCAGUGUCACCUAACCUCAUUGAUUGGCGUUUCUGGCGUGUUAACCUCUCCCCACUCUUUCUUUCUUUGGUUGCGAUUGGCGUAGACUAGUGUGUGUGUGUGUUGGCAUGGCGAGUGGGCGGAGUUUAGUAGUGGCAAUGUUGCAGUCGGCGGCAAGCAGCAGGCGCCGUUGCCGCCUCCGCCGCCUAAAGCGUGGAGCUCGACGUCGGCCUGCUAGCGAUCAGCGAGUUCUUCUUCCUCUUCCUCCUCGCGGUUCGCGGUGUGGUUUCAGUGACGUGACGGUCAAUAGGGCGUGGCCUGUGAUACGAAAUUUAUCAAUUAAUUUUAAAGGCUGGCGCGGAGGGCCCCCCAGGACAAUCGGCGCUGGACGCUGCCAGUCAAUAAUUGUUAUUAUUAGGGCGAUUAAGAAAGUGUCGGCGCGGCCGAUGAAUGUUUGUAGUCUAUUUUUCUAUGGUAAUUCUCUAGAAUAAGUUGCGUAAGUUUUAACGGUUCGAGUCCACUUACUUACCCACUAGUCACCUGUUGUUAACGCGUGUUUGCAGCGCAUAUUUCAGUGCCUAAACUAGUAAAUUAUUUCGUCUGUGCGUGUACAUAACUGAUGUAAAUAUUCCGGAUUUAGUCGCUAGGUUUACUAGAACGAAGCGGUUCAAUAAAAUCAAUCUAACAGUU